This is a messenger RNA of Episyrphus balteatus (marmalade hoverfly), 1161 nucleotides long. RefSeq lists its product as uncharacterized. The transcript has 5 exons. NCBI's taxonomy places the organism in Eukaryota, Metazoa, Arthropoda, Insecta, Diptera, Syrphidae. The record is from RefSeq and is a predicted model, not a curated record. Bases 1 to 942 code for a protein of 313 amino acids.
AUGUCCGAUUAUCGUGAAGAAAGCGAAGCUGUGAAAGCUGAUAUUAUUCUUUUCAUCCAAUAUCGUUUUAUAGCAAAUGCAAAGAAUAUUCAUUUGGCUGAAGAAAAUGCACUGUUGCGCUAUAAAUUAAUUCGUCAAACAAAUGAACAACUGGCAAAAUCGCAAGGCAAUGUCGAUAGUCAAAUGAAAUUAUUUUCGUUGGAGGAAGAACGUGAUAAAAUGUAUGAGAAUUUGGAAAGAUUGAAAGCCAAGUAUAAUAAACUGCACAUGGCUUUUUUGGAGAAGGCAAAGAGAUGCAAGACAUUGGAAGAGGUUUUUGCCAGACAGAAAAUGCUACCAGGAUUAGUGAAGAAAUCUACAUUGGAUCCCACAAGAAAUAAUGAUGUUAUUGAUAAUUCCAGAGACCAACAACUUCAAGACGAAAACAUUAUGAACUCAAACAAGAUCGCCACUCUACAACGAUCUCUCGACGAAGCUUUUGACAUAAUCGAUGAACUUGAAUUUGAAUUGGAAAGUGUCGACUUUCUUGAAAUGGAAAACGAGAGGCUGAAAAACGAGCUGAGCAAGCUCAAGAAGAAGGAUGCCAAUACCACAACUACGUAUACGACGACGAUGGCUAUGACGACAACGACCAAUGACGACGAUCAAAGAAAUGAAGAUCAUCGACUUGGGUAUGAAAAAUCAUCAACCUGUUCAACGGAGUGCGAAGUGCCCGCAUCAGACGAUCUACCCGAUCUUGAAAGCAUCGAACGGUCCAUUCAAACCCAGAGUUUAAUCGAUACCGUGCAAGCUGAAAGCCAUUUACUUCGCAGGGAAUUGCUGCGGUCUCGCUUGCAGAAUACCCCCAGGCCACCACUUCCACCACGACCACCACAGCAUACCACAUCAGGGCUUCGAGAGUCGUCACAGACGCAAAAGGAGGCAAACUCUUCGGAGGAAUGAAAGCUAAAAUAAAUACCUAUACAAAUACAUAUGCUGUGCCGCCUUGCAGAACUAGGUCUACUUCGUCUAGUCUUUAACAACUUUUUGAGGUUAUGUAAUGUUAGCUUGUCUUGUUGCUGCUACUGUCGUGUCGUUGGAUUUUCUUUUUUUUUUUUUUAGUUCAAUUUUGUUGCGCUUAUUGGGGCAAGUUUUGAAUUUCAUUUGAUGUAAUAAAUUAUA